Messenger RNA from Budorcas taxicolor (takin), 6193 nucleotides. It is a transcript of the gene RIPOR1, whose product is annotated as RHO family interacting cell polarization regulator 1. NCBI's taxonomy places the organism in Eukaryota, Metazoa, Chordata, Mammalia, Artiodactyla, Bovidae. The record is from RefSeq and is a predicted model, not a curated record. The transcript is spliced from 24 exons. The coding region runs from base 106 to 4164 and encodes 1352 amino acids.
UGGGAGCGAGCACGGAGUCCAGCCGGGCCGGCACCGAGGGGCCCUGGGCCGGCGUGGACUCGGGGUGGGCCAGCGCGGGGGUUAGGGAACUGUCCCGGACCUAUCAUGAGCGCCAAUAAGAGAGGGAGCCCCGCGCGGACUCAUUCCAUGAUGUCCCUGUCGGUGCGGCCGCAGCGCCGCCUGCUCAGCGCCCGGGUCAGUAGGAGCCAGUCCUUCGCAGGCGUCCUCGGAAGCCAGGAGCGGGGGCCCAGGAGCUUCCCGGCCUUCAGUCCCCCGGGGCCCCCUCGGAAGCCCCCGGCGCUCUCCCGAGUGUCCAAGAUGUUUUCAGUGGCGCACCCUGCCCCCAAGGUCCCGCAGCCUGAGCGCCUGGACCUGGUGUACACUGCGCUCAAGCGAGGCCUGACGGCCUAUUUGGAAGUGCACCAGCAGGAGCAGGAGAAACUCCAAGGACAGAUAAGGGAGUCCAAGAGGAAUUCCCGCCUGGGCUUCCUGUAUGACCUGGACAAGCAAGUCAAGUCCAUUGAACGCUUCCUGCGGCGGCUGGAGUUCCAUGCCAGCAAGAUUGAUGAACUGUAUGAGUCAUACUGUGUGCAGCGGCGUCUCCGGGAUGGCGCCUACAACAUGGUCCGUGCCUACAGCACUGGCUCCCCGGGGAGCCGCGAAGCCCGGGACAGCCUGGCUGAGGCUACUCGAGGGCAUCGCGAGUACACAGAGAGCAUGUGUCUGCUGGAGAGUGAGCUGGAAGCACAGCUGGGCGAGUUCCACCUCCGGAUGAAAGGGCUGGCCGGCUUCGCCAGGCUGUGUGUUGGUGACCAGUAUGAGAUCUAUAUGAAAUAUGGGCGUCAGCGCUGGAAACUACGGGGCCGCAUAGAGAGUAGUGGAAAGCAAGUGUGGGACAGCGAGGAAACCGUCUUUCUGCCUCUGCUCACGGAAUUCCUGUCCAUCAAGGUGACAGAACUGAAGGGCCUGGCCAACCAUGUGGUUGUAGGAAGCGUCUCCUGUGAGACCAAGGACCUGUUCGCUGCCUUGCCCCAGGUUGUAGCAGUGGACAUUAAUGACCUCGGCACCAUCAAGCUCAGCUUGGAAGUGACAUGGAGUCCCUUUGACAAGGACGACCAGCCCUCAGCUGCUUCUACUGUCAACAAGUCCUCUACAGUCACCAAGCGCUUCUCCACCUAUAGCCAGAGCCCACCAGACACACCCUCGCUUCGGGAACAGGCCUUUUAUAAUAUGCUGCGGCGGCAGGAGGAGCUGGAGAAUGGGACAGCAUGGUCCCUGUCAUCUGAAUCUUCUGAUGACUCAUCCAGCCCACAGCUCUCAGGCACUGCCCGCCACUCCUCAGCCCCCAGGCCCCUGGUACAGCAGCCUGAGCCUCUGCCCAUCCAAGUUGCCUUCCGUAGGGCUGAGACCUCCACUUCUGGGCCCAUGGAUGAGGAGGGGGCUGUAGCCCCAGCCCUGGCCAAUGGGCAUGCCCCCUACAGCCGGACUCUGAGCCAUAUCAGUGAGGCCAGUGUGGACGCUGCCCUGGCUGAGGCUUCAGUGGAGGCUGCAGACCUAGAAAGUCUAGUCCGGGGACCUAGCCCACCUGCGUGCCCAGAUCCCACCCAUGGGGAGCACCCUGCUCCUGUCCCUCCUGCCCUGGUUGCUGGCUGUUCUGCCACAAGCCCCACUCUCAGUACAACAGGCCCUGCCCCAUCUGCUCACCUAGGCUCGGCUAACAAGACCAUAAAUUCUAGCUCUCCUGAACUGCCCACCCAGACCACUACAGGCUCCACCUCUAGUGCCAUAAGCCCUACCCAUAGUGCUCCAAGCCUCACUCACUCUACCACAGCUUCUACCCACAAGACCGUGGUCUCUGUCCUCACUGCCACAGGUCCUACCCCCAGUACCACAGGGCCAGUCCAGACCACCACAAGUCCCACCCACAAACCAGUGCUUUCUCCCCCGACUCCUGCAGCUCCUACCCCCAAUACUACAGACCCAGUCCAGACCACCGCAAGCCUCAGCCACACUGUCACAAACUUGACACACACUGUCACAAGCGCUAUCAACAAGCCCAUGGUCUCUACUCUCAUUACCGCAGUCCCUACAGCCAGUGCCACAGGUCCACUGCAGACUACCACUAGCCCCACCCACACCACCACAAGCCCCACCCACACCACCACAAGCCCCACCCAUACCACCACAAGCCCAGCCCACACUACUGCAAGCCCCACCCAUACCACCACAAGCCAUACCCAUACUACUGCAAGCCCCACCCACACCACCACAAGCCCCACCCAUACUACUGCAAGCCCCACCUAUGCCACCACAGGCCCUACCCACACUACUGCCAGCCCCACCUACACCACCACAGGCCCUACCCACACUACUGCAAGCCCCACCUACACCACCACAGGCCCCACCCACACUACUGCAACUACUACUCCCAAAGCCAAGAUGUCAACUAACACCACUACAGCCAAUGCUAAGGACCCAGUCCAGACCACCAGUAGUCCCACUCAUUGUGUCACAAGCCCCACUCUUACAACUGUAAGCCCCUCCACUUUUCUAGGCUUUGCCAAGCUCUCCAGCCCCUCUGCAAAUACAGACCCUCCCCACCUAGGCACUGACCCCCUGUCUGGUAGUUACCUAGCCUCCACUCCUUGCACUCAGGCAGACCCCAUAUCCCCCAGCACCUCCCAUCCAAGUCCUGCUUGUUCCAGUUGGGAGCACCUCACAAGCCCUUCCCCAGACCCCCCAGAAGCCAUCUGUCAGAGCCCAAGUCUCCUUCCCUCACCCCUAGCCCCUGUGCCCCAGCAUCCAGACCCUAAAGUGGCCAGGGCUGCUCCUGCCCCAGUUCCAGGGGCAGCUGGAGGGGCUGGGGACAGGAGGCUGGAAGAGGCUCUGGGGGCCCUGAUGGCUGCCCUGGAUGACUAUCGUGGCCAGUUUCCCGAGCUGCAGGGUCUGGAGCAGGAGGUGACCCGGCUAGAGAGUCUGCUUAUGCAGAGACAAGGCCUGACUCGGAGCCGGGCCUCCAGUCUCAGCAUCACUGUGGAGCAUGCCCUAGAAAGCUUCAGCUUCCUCAAUGAGGAUGAAGAUGAAGACAAUGACAGUCCUGGGGACAGGCCCCCAAACAGCCUAGCACCUGGGGCUGAGGACAGCCUUGACUCGCCCAGUGCCCGACCCCUCAGCACAGAGUGUCCAGCUCUGGAUGCUGCCUUGGUUCAGCACCUGUAUCACUGCAGCCGCCUCCUGCUGAAACUGGGCACAUUUGGGCCCCUGCGCUGCCAGGAGGCAUGGGCCCUGGAGCGGCUACUGCGGGAGGCCCGAGUGCUCGAAGCAGUAUGCGAGCUCAGCAGGCGAUGGGAAAUGCCUGCCACCUCUGCCCAGGAAGUGGUGCAGUUCUCGGCCUCUCGGCCCGGCUUCCUGACCUUCUGGGACCAAUGCACAGAGGGACUCAGCCCUUUCAUCUGCCCUGUGGAGCGGGUGCUCCUCACCUUCUGCAAUCAGUACAGCGCCCGUCUCUCCCUGCGCCAGACAGGCUUAGCCGAGGCUGUGUGCAUCAAGUUCCUGGAGGAUGCCCUGGGCCAGAAGCUGCCCCGGAGCCAGGCAGGCCCUGGAGAGCAGCUCACCGUCUUCCAGUUCUGGAGUUACGUCGAAGCCUUGGACUGCUCCUCCAUGGAGGCCUAUGUAACCGAGACAGCUGAGGAGGUGUUACUGGUGCGGAAUCUGAACUCAGAUGACCAGGCUAUUGUGCUGAAGGCCCUGAGGUUGGCACCUGAGGGGCGGCUCCAAAGGGACGGGCUCCGGGCCCUCAGCUCUCUGCUUGUCCAUGGGAACAACAAGGUCAUGGCUGCUGUCAGCACUCAGCUCCGGAGCCUUUCGCUGGGCCCUGCCUUCAGGGAAAGGGCCCUGCUGUGCUUCCUGGACCAGCUGGAGGAUGAGGAUGUGCAGACCAGAGUGGCCGGCUGCCUGGCUCUGGGCUGCAUCAAGGCUCCAGAAGGCAUUGAGCCCUUGGUGUACCUCUGCCAGACGGACACAGAAGCCGUUAGGGAAGCAGCUCGGCAGAGCCUGCAGCAGUGUGGAGAAGAGGGACAGUCUGCCCACCGAAGGCUGGAGGAGUCACUGGAUGCCCUGCCCCGCAUCUUUGGGCCCGGCAGCAUGGCUAGCACGGCAUUCUAAACUCCUCACCCAGCGGCCCCCAGUGCCCCUUCCCCGCACCUUCAGGGCUUACCAGGCACUGCCAGGGAGGAUGAGGGCUGGCUCCAGGCAUCCUUCCCUCACAGAUUCCUAUCAAUGAAAAUCUAAUAUAUUCUCCUGUUGUCCUUGGGGUUGGUGGAGUCAGUGCCACAGUCAAGUGCCUCCCAGCCUUGGCUCAGCACACUUGCCAUAGAUCGGUGUCCUGGGCCUGGCCGUCCUGCCUCUGCCCUGCCCUUGGUUUUGUAUUUUAUUUACAGAGUUUUACAGAAAAUAAAAAAAAAAAAAAAAAAAAGCAGAAAUGCCUUUCCUACAUAGCCUGGACUGGUGCACUUCUAACCUCCUGCUCCAGCAUCUUCUGGCUGUGGCCCUGACACUAGUGUGUACACACUCCAACUGUGACAGUACCAUGUGCUUUUUUUGCCCUGAAAAUCCAGAUGGAAGAAGCUCAGAGGCGGAAAUGGGCUUGGAAAAGAGGGCAGAGGAAGAGGGUGGUGGAGUGUUGCCGAGGAGGCCCGGCCUGCAGAGCUGUGUAUGAAGAGGUUCGGCUGGGCCUUUAACCACCUGCUGGGGAAGCCAAGCUGAGGAGAAAAAAAACGGUUCGGAGAGGCUCUCACUCUGGCAACUCUGGACAGUUUUGAGCCUGCUACCUCCGGUGACGGGAGGCUGAUGACACCACCAGGAGUCAGAUGCACCAGAGCAGGGAAAGUCUGUGCCCAGAUGUCCUGUGGAGCCUGUGCCAGCCUCUGUGAGGGGACAGAAGGAAGUGGGCCUCCAAGGUCUGUGACACCCUGAGAAACGCCCCACCGAUCAAGUCCAUCUAGGCUGCAGCCAUGCCCUGGCCACUAUUGCUGGGGCUCUCCACGCUGUGGAAAAAGGGACCAGGCUGAGGUAGUCCAGCAUACAGUUUAUUGGGUAGGGGGGCACUGGAUCCCCCCACCCCACCUCCUUUCCUUUUGCCCUCUUCCAACCUUACCUUUCCUCCAGUCUCUGCUCUCCUUCCUCAUGUAUUCAGAGCUGCAGAGAACCAAAAAAAGAAGAAAGAAAAAAACAUGGUAAAGGCAAAGAGGCAGAUGGGUUGGCAUGUGGGAAGAGAACUGCUUCUUUGUCUUGCCCACAGAGUGGGGGUGCCUUCCUUGUGUGCUUCUGCCUGGUGUGUGGGUACAAUUUGCUGAACCCUGGACAUAUGACAUGUUCCCCCCACCCCUGGCAUCUCUGGAGGACCCUAUUUAGGCCAUCUCUCAGCCAUGGACAGAAGGCUGUUGGCCUGGCUGCUGGACCUGGCUCUCCUGGGCCGACGUAAUACAGAGGGUGAGCUUGGGAAGGACUCCCAGACCUAAAUGAACUGCUACGGAAAAACAUCUAUCAUUUGGAAAAUAAGACUGUCAUUGACCUGCAGGAAGAGGCCUCUUGUUUCAGAAGGCUGCAGUGGGGUGAUGGUCAUAGUUUGAGUUUGAUAUCAAUGGUCAAGUCUCAUUUUCCUCUGAAGACACCCAGAGCAUAUUGGAUCUGCCAAUAGUAUUGACUUGGAGAAGCUGAAUAAGCAACCGAAUUGCCAUGUUAACACUGACGUUUCUAGCUGUUUCCUCUGAAUCUCUCUACAGCUUUCUCCUCCUCCUCCUCCUCCUCAAGCAUCCUCUUACAAACAUCACUCCACAGCAUUCCAUUCUAGGCCCCUUGCUCCUCUCUUUUGAAACACACUCCUUGAAGCACCUUAUCCAUUUCUCUGGCUUCCAUCUAUAUGCUGAGGCUGUAUGCCUCAUGGCUGUAAUUCACAUGGCUCUCUCCUCAUCUCCUGACCCUCAUAUCCAACUGCUGACUGGACACCUUUUGAAAAGCAUGCUCAAAAUCAAACAUCUCAAAACCUGCUUCUCCUCUCAGACUCUCGGGGUUACCAUCUACCCAGUUUAUUGGUACUCAAGCCAGGUACUCAAGCCACACAACUGGGCCUCACCCUUGAUUCUUGCCCCUGUGCCCUCAUCCGAACCAUCACAAUCUUUGCAAUUAAAUACCC